AUGGACUUGAACACAAUCAAGAAAAGAUUUGAGUACACAUACUACUGGGGCGGUGCAGACGUCCUGGAAGACAUUCUAUUGAUUUUCGAAAACUGCAGAGUCUACAACAGUCCGGACUCGCCCGUGUUUAAAGCUGCUGUCAACCUGUGCGAGUGCUUUUGGCUGCGCAUGGCGAAAAUGCAGCAGGAAUUGCACAAUGAGUGUAGGGCUGAGGCCAAGACCAGGCGUCCGUGGAAGGCAGCCAUUUCAAAAACUUCUCCAUUGCCGAAGACCCCGCGCCAGGAAAAGGCUGUCAUUCCAAUGAAUACCAAGGUGGAAAUCAAGAAUGGAAAUCAGCCAAAGGCAGACGAUCCACUGCCUUCAUUUGAGGCCGUUCCCAAUCUACAUCCGAAUCGGCACCAUGGCAAACAGUUCACGCCCGUGACACCGGCCCGUCGUGGUCGUGGCCGACCUCCAGGGUCGCGAAGUCUGACCCGAGCUGACGCCGAUAAAAAUGCUGUUAUCUCGCACGAAUUUCCAGAGCUUCAGCGACCCCCAAACCUUCUUAACAACUACGGAACUCAAGUGAAAAUCGACCCACUCCCAGUCGAACCAGUCCUUGAUCGACUCAGCAUAACGGCUAUCCUGAUGCCUUUAAAUCUGAAGAUCGAGCGCACAUACAGCCAGACCCUGAUCAAGGCUCUACGUUGUUGUGCGAACUCUUGGCCAUUCAACAUCUCGUCGAUCUGGAUGCAUUAUGGAGAAAAUCUAGAUAAUGACUUCCAUGAUGAGCCUCUGGAUUGGGACAUACUGGAGAAGAUGCUGGCGGGCGAGCAGUUUAAGGGCUGGGACUGGUUUCUGACUAAGUUACACCGAAUGCUGCAGAACGCAAUGUCCUGCUUCACCGAAUGCCCAUCGAUCCGCAGAGCGACACAGAGGACCUUCGAAAAGGUCGUGGAAAUUAUACCUGAUUAUGAAGGACGCAUGGCUCACGUAAAGGCGACGGCUCACGAAGCGGUUCGUUUGAAAUUGGACGCCAUGACACCAUCUCAAAAAGAGGAACUCCUUAAAUAA
This is a messenger RNA of Drosophila guanche, 1053 nucleotides long. RefSeq names its product bromodomain testis-specific protein-like. Gene Ontology annotation, cellular component: nucleus; chromatin. Lineage: Eukaryota; Metazoa; Arthropoda; Insecta; Diptera; Drosophilidae. The record is from RefSeq and is a predicted model, not a curated record. Gene Ontology annotation, biological process: chromatin remodeling; regulation of DNA-templated transcription. The transcript has a single exon. The coding region runs from base 1 to 1053 and encodes 350 amino acids.